UGGUAUCAAACAAGUAUGGCCAAGAAGCUGUUGUUGUGCGCAUCGGCACUCGUCGCCGUCAUCGUCCUGUUCAGCAUGGCUUCGCCCAGCGACAGCGCUGCAGAGCCCAAGAUCACCCAGAAGGUCUACUUUGACAUUGAGAUUGGCGGCCAGAAGGCAGGCCGUGUCGUCUUUGGCAUGUUUGGCGGCGUCGUCCCUAAGACUGUCCGCAACUUUGUCGAGCUCGCCACCGGCGAGAAGGGCUUUGGCUACAAGGGCUCUGGCUUCCACCGCGUCAUCAAGCAGUUCAUGAUCCAGGGUGGCGAUUUCACCCGCGGCGACGGCACUGGCGGCAAGUCCAUCUAUGGCGAUCGCUUUGAGGACGAGAACUUCCAGCUCAAGCACACCACCCCCGGUCUCCUCUCCAUGGCCAACGCUGGCCCCGACACCAACGGCUCCCAGUUCUUCAUCACCACCGUUGUUACUUCUUGGCUCGAUGGUCGCCACGUCGUCUUUGGCAAGGUCAUCGAGGGCAUGGAUGUCGUCUCCCGCAUCGAGGGCUCCCAGACCGACGGUCGCGACAAGCCCGUCAAGGCUGUUGUCAUUGCUGACUGCGGCGUUCUCUCCGAGUAAAGCCAAAAGCCUUGUUCCGCUAAUCUAUUUCAGCCUUCCUCCUCCUCUGUGCCUCUCUCUCUCUCUCUCCCCUUCUUGUCUUGUUUUGCGUAUCGUGUGGUCAAUCCGUGUGUUUCAAUCAAUGUCCCUAUCGCAA
Capsaspora owczarzaki ATCC 30864 is the source of this 748-nucleotide messenger RNA. RefSeq names its product peptidylprolyl isomerase B. The record is from RefSeq and is a predicted model, not a curated record. Lineage: Eukaryota; Filasterea; Ministeriida; Capsasporidae. Bases 16 to 612 code for a protein of 198 amino acids. The transcript has 2 exons. Gene Ontology annotation, biological process: protein peptidyl-prolyl isomerization; protein folding. Gene Ontology annotation, molecular function: peptidyl-prolyl cis-trans isomerase activity.